Paramecium tetraurelia is the source of this 252-nucleotide messenger RNA. RefSeq lists its product as uncharacterized. The record is from RefSeq and is a predicted model, not a curated record. The transcript has a single exon. Lineage: Eukaryota; Ciliophora; Oligohymenophorea; Peniculida; Parameciidae.
AUGAAUAAAUUAGAAAUAUUAAAUAGUCCUAGAUUAACCACUCAAACAGAACAUGUCAAAAAAUCAUUCUACAGCAGAGAUAUAAAAAGUGAUAAAAAUUUCGAAUCAUCUUCUUAUCAUCAAAGAACUUAUAAAAAUGAGGGUAGAAGGAAAUAGAGAGACUAUCAUACAUAAACGAAUAUUUAAUAUAAGCAAAUCAAACAAAACUAAAUAUUUUACAAUCAGAAAGAUAGUUUCAUUCUAAAAAAGUGA